AUGCAGGUCAUUGUGGGUGGGGUUGCAGCUGGUGUCUGGGCUUACCAAAAGCAUAGGCAAAGGACUAACGUUCACAUUAUGGCUCUGAACCUUGUCCGAGGGGUUCCCCUGACUCCAAGGGAGAAGGAGACGAUGAUUGACAUCCUUACACCGCCUCUUCUAACUAGGAGAUGGUGGUGGCCUGUCAAGUGA
This is a messenger RNA of Triticum turgidum subsp. durum (durum wheat), 192 nucleotides long. NCBI's taxonomy places the organism in Eukaryota, Viridiplantae, Streptophyta, Magnoliopsida, Poales, Poaceae. The record is from the annotation of a GenBank genome assembly.